AUGGCGACGACUGCUUCGAAUAACGUGGCUGGCACGGAGAACAUAACGCUCUCUUCUGCUCCGAGCACGCCGUCUAUGCCUAGCAAGAAUGAGCAGCCUGAUCCUAUCGCGCGCGGUCCUCCGCCUCUACCGUAUAACCUCCACGAGCACAAGCUCAUGAUCUUUCUCUUCUGGUUCCUCAUUUUGACGGAAUGCACACUCAUCCCGAUUAUUUUUUACUUCACAAUCUCUAACCUCACCGAUUUACGACCGGGCGCCAUGUUUGCCAUCAUAACGGCGAUGUUUGGGUUUAUUUCUGGUGGAGAAUAUGGUCUUCGCGGGUUACGACUUGCGCUUAAGCGCGAUACUUAUCGGCCUCUCAACGGCGCGGGACGAUGGAGUUUCGAUACGGUGCAUUUAGUCCUCGGACCACCGUACUUUGUCAUGACGGCGCUCAUGAUUGGGUUCAGCAUCCCUGAUCCGCCGAUGAUGAGGGGUCUGAGCAUCAUCAUGCCAGUCGGUAUCCUAAUGCGUACCAUUUCAACUGGAGACUCCGCUUUCACCGCCUAA
Messenger RNA from Fusarium musae, 549 nucleotides. RefSeq lists its product as uncharacterized. Lineage: Eukaryota; Fungi; Ascomycota; Sordariomycetes; Hypocreales; Nectriaceae. The record is from RefSeq and is a predicted model, not a curated record. The transcript has 2 exons. Bases 1 to 549 code for a protein of 182 amino acids.